This is a messenger RNA of Lactuca sativa (garden lettuce), 2264 nucleotides long. Its product is annotated as MICOS complex subunit. The record is from RefSeq and is a predicted model, not a curated record. Gene Ontology annotation, cellular component: MICOS complex. Gene Ontology annotation, biological process: cristae formation. Lineage: Eukaryota; Viridiplantae; Streptophyta; Magnoliopsida; Asterales; Asteraceae.
CUUGUGUAAUAUUCCAUUGAUGAUACGCAUCAAGCAAGAGCCAUUUUAACAACGCAAGAACCGCUAAAUGUUCCAUCUCCACCCCUAAAUCGACAGACCUCCUCCAGGAAACGCUUUUGAUUUCCUGCCACACCUUCCAUCUUUUCGUACCUUGUUUCUCCAAUCUUCAACAACUUGUAGUUUGGCAGCACUACAAUCUCCGUCGACCAUGCUGCGGAGGUCUAUUUUGGAAAUAUCUUCUCGUCGAUCAGUUGGAAGGAUUUCACCACGAAUAACAACUCAGAUACCUUUGUAUCUUUCCUCUAGGAAGGAAUUCUCUACUGCAUCUCAGUCAAAUUCACCAGAAAAUCCACCAAACUCUGGGGGCAAUUUGUCCAAAGUUUUUAUAGGAAGUAUAGCCUUAGGUGUUGCUGGUAUAACAGCUUACCAGACUGGCUACUUUGAUAAAGUAUUAACCAAGGAACAGAAUAAUGAUCUUAACACAAAUCCACUCCCAAUUGUCCAUGAAGAACCUGAAAAGUCAGUGUCAGAAGAACAAGUUGCUGUUGAAAAUGUUAAAGAUUCUGAGAUUUUAAGUCCACCUGUUGACAAUAGUGAGAAGGGAAUUGAAACUGAUCCGUAUUAUGGCAAAAGGGAAGAAGAAAAUCAGUCUGAAAUUGAGAAAUUACCAAUUUUGGAACCUCAAGAUGUUAUUUCUGGACAAGAGGGUGAUUUGCCAAUAUCAACUUCUGAUAGUUAUGAUGCAAUAGCUAAGAUUCAAGAGGAUCUUGGUGCAAAUAGUCAAGAUUUGAAGUCAACUACAGAAGAGCAUGAGGAAGUUCAAAGUAGCUCAAUACUGAAUGAGGUUGCUCCAGUUCUUGAAGCAAAUGAGAUAAAGUCUGAGGGUAUCCUGAGCAACGAUAAUAAAGAGCCAGAUGCCCUUCUUGAUGAAUACCUUUUAAAAGAUAAGGCUGAAGAAAGUGCUCCAGUAUCUUCAUAUCCAGAGAAGGAAAUAGCUGAGGCUGUGAUGGGUAAUAAUGACAUUUACGUGGCAAAUGAUGGAAAGAUAGUUUUGGAUUUCUUGCAAGCCAUUCACACAGCUGAAAAAAGACAAGAAGAUUUGGAUGCUCGUAUUUUUUCUGAAGAAAAGAGGUUAUUAAAGGAGAAAUAUGAUAAGGAGUUGAAAGAUGCAAGAGCACGUGAACUCAUGUAUGCUGAAAGAGAGACAAUUUUGGAUAAGGAAUUACAUAAAGAAAAGGUGAAAGCAGCUGCAGCUCUCAAGUCACUUCAGGAAAAGUUAGAAGAGGAAUUCAGAAUGGAGAUUGAAAAGAAGGAGUCUGAAGCAGAAUUGGAGGUAAUGAAAUUGAAGGAUUUAGCAAAAGCUGAAUUGGCUGCAGCAAUUGCAAGUGAGAAAGCAUCCCAAAUUGAAAAAAUGGAAGAGGCAAAUCUCAAUAUAAAUGCUUUGUGUAUGGCAUUCUAUGCAAGAUCUGAAGAGGCUCGCCAGACACAUUCUGUCCACAAGCUUGCAUUGGGUGCUCUUGCACUAGAAGAUGCUUUGUCUAAAGGGUUGCCUAUAGAGAAAGAAAUAGAAGCUCUUAAAAGCUACAUUGAUGGAAUCGAUAAAGAUUCCUUAUUAGGUUUGGUCAUUGCUUCACUUCCUGAAGACACUUUAAAAAAUGGGACAGAUACCAUACUCCAAUUAAAUCACAAGUUUGAUGGGUUGAAAGGGACACUGCGGCACUUCAGCUUAAUGCCGCCAGGUGGCGGUGGCAUAUUGGCCCAUUCAUUGGCUUACAUUGCAUCCGUAUUAAAGGUGAAGGAAGCGGACAAGUCAGGUGAUGGAAUCGAGUCAGUAAUAAACCGGGUAGAAAGUUUGUUAGCAGAUGGGAAGCUUCUAGAAGCUGCAGAAACACUUGAAAAUGGUCUAAAAGGAAGUCAAGCAACAGAAGUUGUAGGUGACUGGAUUCAUCAAGCAAGAAAUCGUGCUAUCACUGAACAAGCCUUAACUCUCCUCCAAUCUUACGCCACGUCAGCAAGCUAUACUUGAUUUCAAAAACUCACUUUCACUUGUUACACAUCUUGAGUCAACGUGAAUAAAGAGGACCAGAAUUUUUCAACCGUGGUUUUGAGUUGACACCAUUUUUGGUUGCGAAUAAAUUUUUUUUUUUUUUUUGAUUAAUCUGUAAACAAAAUUGAUGAGAAGUUGUAUAAGAUUAAUGUAUGAGUGAUCUUGAUGUAAUAACUCAUGAUUUGUUAAAUCGAGUUGAUUUGAAAUUGGGGUUUGA